CGACUGAUUGUGUAAAUUCAAACUUUAACUUCAGAUCACUCAAGCGAAGAAAGAACAUCAACGAAAAACCGUUCCUCAGAUGAUCUUGGCCUUGCUCCAGGUGCUCCAGGUCUUGGUGGUUCAAUUCGACCUAGUUCCUCCGAAGGUGAUAACAUAAUUUUAUAAAUUUAAAUUAAUUUUCUUAGAAUAGUUUUCUAUUUAUUUGUUUUAGAGAUCUAUACUCGAGAUUAGAGAACAGUUUUUUUUAAUGUUAAUUAAAAUGAUAUAUUAUUUCAUUAAACUUCAGAUAACUCAAGCCAAGAAAAAACAUCACAAGUAAAUCGCCUUGUAAAUCGCUCACCAAACACUCUCGGUAUUGCUCAAAGAGGUCAGGCGCUUGUUUAUUUAUCUAAGUACGUGUUUUAUAAGAAUACAUUUAACUUCAGAUCAUUCAAGCCCUCGCCUAAGCCAAGGAAGACCAUCGCCUGCAAAUCUUGUGUCAAAUGCUCUGGGAGGCUCAGUCGUUGAUAGUUUGGCAUGCAAUCAUAUUUGUGAAGGUUGUUCAAGACAAUCAUUGGCAAAUUGCUCAACCAGUACUCAGAACGCCCCCGUUCUUGAAUCACUGAUCAAUAUUCAUAAUAAAUCGAAGGAUAUCAAGCCUCAGGCACGUAGAUUCACAAAUUCAGACAAGGAUAUUGGUACUUACGAAUUUCUAGCGGCAGGCAAAAGUCAUUUCACUUAUCAUGGUAGAAAUUCAACAAUAAUGAGUGUAAAAACAAUCCAGCGACAUUUGAAGCAGAAUACUAAAAACGUAGUGGAAGGAUCUGUAGAUGUGUUCGGUUUGAAAAAGUAUUUGAUCGACAAUGAGUUUCCACUUGCGGUUUGCCUGUGUGAAGAUGGAACAAGAAUCACUGCCGGAGUUCAAUACGAUUACACCACUGAUUCAUUGCGAGGGCUGGUAGCUCCGCUGAAUGAAAAUGGUUUACCACAAACGGGUUUAUUCACGGCCUCUAGUCCUUACAAGAUUGCACAAAUGAUCAAAGAUUACCCUACCGGAAACCAUGUGUAUGUUCAAAUGGCUCUACCAUUAGCAGCCGGUGCAGCUCCUUUCGUUCUAUAUCAUGCCUGUUCGGAUAACAAGUUCGAUGCCACGGAUGUCCUAAACCGAUGGAGAUACACCGAAAUGGUUUUGAGGGAGCAGGGAAUAAACGUGGUUGCAAAUGCUUCAGAUGGCGAUCCUAGACUGAUGAAGGCAAUGAAGGAACGUUCUUGCCUGAGAAACAAUUACAGUAAAUCUACUUGGGGCUGGUGGUACUCGAUUGAAGAUGAAAACAAUUCUGUAUUGAACGUACAAGAUAUGAUUCACGGCAUCAAUAAGAUCCGAAACCGCUUAAUGCGUGGUGAUCUUAAAAUAGGAAAGUUCAAAGUAUCGACAUCCCACCUCAAAGAACUAAUUCAAAACCAUAGUAAAGACAAGCAUCGUCUCUCAAUGAGCGACAUUGAUUUGAAAGACAAAAUGAAGUUCGGACCAAGUCUGAAAAUGAUUGACAAAGACAUGAUAAAUUAUUUAAAACAACACGUACGACAAAGCAGUGGCACGGUAUUACUGUUAAAUGUGAUGCGGCUAAUGCACAACUCUUUUGUUGAUGAGAAUUUUGUUCCGCUCGAUCGCGUUCAUGAUGUAUGGUAGGUAGAAAUGUUGUUCAUGUUAGCAAUAUACACGUAUCUGUAUAAAAGUUAAAAACUGUUAUUCAGUUACAUAUGUUAUUAGCAAUAUUACGUCGAAUUUUUUGUCGACAAAGUUUUGUAUUAUCCACAGUAUAUAUUUUCUAACAGGACUGCAAAUUUCAUAAUUCGAGCGUGGAGGAACUGGUGCAAACGUCGGCACGGAAACCUGAAAAGCUGCAUAACGACAAACGCGUAUAUGUCAUUAGAAUUAAAUGCUCAUGCUCUGUUGGCAUUCAUGAAAUAUUGUAUUGACAAUAACACUCCUGAACAAUUUCUGAUAUCUUGUCUAUCCAGCCAACCAUGCGAAGACCUCUUUAGACAACUAAGGUCAAUGGCGCCGGUUGAACAGACUAUUGUGAACUUUAACAUAAAGGAACUCUCGGAGAAACUGAAACGACUGCAAAUGAAAACGAAUAUUAUGUACAGGCACAGUAACUCGAUAAAUUUUCCAGCAAUGGCUCGUCAUCAUGGCCCGCGAGUACCGGUAGUCUCUUUGCCAACUAUCGAAGAAAUCAAGAACACAGUUAAAAAGGCGAUGGAUUCUGCUCGAUCAGAGUUGUUAUCGGUUGGCAUUGAAGGUGACGAAGUCAAUUUUCAACCGUCGAUAAAUGUUCAAUCUGGUAAAGGAUACUAUGAAUUCGAAUGCAAUGAGGAUUCGGAUAGUGAUGAAGAAACUGGCGGUAACGUGGACGUGGAAUUUGUCACAAUUGAUGAGAUGGAAAGUGAUGAUGGAGACGAAGCAUUUAUAAACGAAGUCAACGAAAUCGACGUACGGAAUGAGAUGGAGGAGGUACUGGAAACUGUCACAAACCGUACAGAAAUCAAUGAAGAAGUUUUUGAUGCUGAUACUAUUUUCCCCAAUUUUGAAGGAAAAUUGAACCUUAAAAGCACCACAGUUGGGAACAAACAUACCUUCAAAAUAGCUGAUUCAUCUGGAGCAAUCAAAAACAUCAAAAAGUCAACACUUAUUUGGAUGAUGACGGAAGGGCAAUAUCGUUUAUCUUCCGAUAGAAUUAGAAGAUUUGCUCAGCGAGAACGGAGCCAUUGAAUUUUAAUAAAAAUCAUUGAUUUGUUUAAUUAAAAACAUGUGUCUUAUUCGAAAUAAUCGUUUGGCUUAAGAUUGAUUUACUUCGGAACCGAGCGAGUAAACUAAAGGAUUACUAUUCUAAUUAUCACCAGUUAAAUGCAACUCGAGGCUGGCUUGUAUUUGUAGAAGAAACUAGGAAUGCCACUUCCAGCAAUACAUAGUUAUCUGGUGCUGUUUUUUUCACUGAAGUCCUGUUUCAGUGGUGGUCAUUCACUUCACUUUAUUGAAAAGGCCAGAGUUGAGUUCUUCUUGUGCACAUGGCGUAGCUCUGAUUGAAAAUAGGAAUAUACCUUGCUUACAACGUGAUAGUUAAGACUAAGCCCUAGUCGCGCAUUGGAGUAAUUAUGACCCCUAAACGUACACUAGGUCAGCGAGGUGCGCGCAAGCUAAUGACCGAAGAACGGUAAAUUCGUACAUGUGGUCAAGAUAAUUAGCUCCAUAUGUUUAGUAUUCCGAGGGGGAUCAUAUCAUAUCUCAUUAGGUAGUUCGAACAAUAUAGUAAACAAUAUAGGUACAGAUAACACAUCGAGCGCAAUAAUCGAUAUGCCUCUUGAUAUGCCUCCAUUAAUUUUCAUAAAAUAGAUAAUAUUCUCAUUAAAAUGGAUUAUAAAUUUACUAUUAGCAUGUCCCUUCCAAAAUUAUAGAAAUCGUAUGCCAUUGUACCGAUCUACAGCUACCCAAUAUUUAAACGAAUUACAAUUCGAAACAAUGUAAUAAUAAUUAUCCCCAAAUUUUUUAAGUUUCCAAAACACUGAAUUCCUAAUCUAGCUAACGUGAAAGUGUCAACUACAAAGGAUGCGAAAAAUCAAUGCCCACCUGAUGAUAUUUUUGAUAAAAGGUUUAAUAUUUUUGAUAUUUAUCAUUAGUUUGAUACCAGAUCGGGCUGUCCUCCCCCUU
Molecule: messenger RNA, 3691 nt
Organism: Aedes albopictus (Asian tiger mosquito)
Lineage: Eukaryota; Metazoa; Arthropoda; Insecta; Diptera; Culicidae
Exons: 3
Coding region: 743-1669 (308 amino acids)
Source: RefSeq, a predicted model, not a curated record